CAAACAUUUUCGGACCAGAAUUUCUGUAUUACACAUAUCUUGAACUGUUCAAAAUUCAAGUUUCGAGAAUGAACUGUAAAUUGCGUCGUUUGGAUAUGCUGCGCUCGGGUCAGCUGUCCGACUGCGAGGUGUGCGUCUGGUAUUCGGACGGGAGCAGGCGUUGCCACCGAGUGUUUAGAUGCCACGAGAUCCUGCUUGUGUCCGCCUCGGCGGAGUUUGGGCGGCUGUGCAGGUCGCCGUGCUUUGAGAGUAACAAUCGAGUAAUCGACUUAGAUGAUGCCUCGCCGGAGGCGUACGAGGCGCUCAUUCGGUACAUCUACACUUACGAGGUGUGCAACGCCAUCAACCUGGAGAUUUGCGGCGAACUGAUGCGGCUGGCCAUGAAGCACAGGAUGUACGACUUCAUCGACUGCUACCUCACCAAGCUGUCCGCCCAGGAGUGGCCCAUGGAAGUGGUGCUGCAGAUUUUCCAUUUGGCCAAUCAACACAACAGUCCCAUCAUAAUGGAACUGGUGGCAAAUAAAAUCCUCCCCAUUGUCACCAAAGUAUUGAACGAAAAUUCAUUCCUUCGCCUGAACGUUCGCGAGCUGAAGGCUCUGAUGAUCAUCUUGAAGGAAGAGGAGAUCCUGCCCGACAAGCAGCUGCUAGAGGCCCUCAAGAAGUACCAAGUGGCCAACAACCUGCGCUACUGUGACAUGGAGCGCUUCCAGCAGUUCGUUGAGGUGGCCCGAAUCUUUGACGACAUUUAUUUCGCAGUGGAUGGCUCUCUCUCAAUUCGAAAAGGUACGAACGAAACGGACCCGGAUUGUACCUGUGCAGCCGUGCAGAAAUCACCCAGCCAUCUGCUCGGCUCUGGCUCCAACAAGCUGGACGCUGCCGGCUGCUCGCAGCAGGAGGUUACACAGGAUAACGAUCCCAUGGCCAGUUGUUCCAAACAAUCAAAUCAUUCGAUUUGUCCUAAAGUCUUGCUGAAGCAAAAGAGCAACUUGGAUUGUGGCUGUGGAGUCGUGCAAGAGAAGAACAAUCCAAUGGCAAGUUCUUCCAAGCAAUUGAAUUAUUCGAGCUGUUGUGAAGACGUGGUGCAGCAUAAAAACUACUUGGUUUGUGGCAGUGAAGUCUUGCACAAGGUGGAUAGCUGCCCUGUAGUCGUGGUGCAGCAGCAUAACGAUCCCGUAGCCAGUUCAUCCACGCAAUCGAACCUUUCAAAAGGCUCUCGAGGCAUACUGAAACAAGAUGCCGACUUGGAUUGUGUCUGUGCAAUCGAGAAUAAGGCAGACAGCAGCUGUGUGGCCGUGCCGAAGCAGAACGACUUGGAUUGUGGUUGUGGAGUCGAGCAGAAGACAGAGAACAGCUGUGCAGUUGUGGCCAAGCAGCUGAACGAUCCUAUGGCCAGUUUCUACAAGCAAUCGAAUCCAUCAAACUCUUCUCAAGUUGUGUGGCGGCAAGAUACCAACAUGGAUUGUGGCUGUGGAGUUGUGCAGAAGGCAAAAAACCUGCCUAUAGUCGCGGUGAAGCAGGAGAAUCCUACAGCCAAUUCUUUCAAGCAAUCGAAGUGCAGCUCUAAAGUCGUCUUGAAGCAAGACAUCAACCUGGCUUGUGGUGGUGGCGCCUCUCGCAAGGCAGAGAACAGCUCUAUAGUUGUGGUGAAGCAACAUAAACUGGCUGGAGCUUAUGGUUGUGGAGUCAGUUCCUCAAUUCAGCAUCAAACGAGUCAUUCCAAGAGCCGUUCUCGAGUUGGGAGAUCAACCAGCGCUGGCUGCGGUUGCGGCGUGGAUACCCAGAAGUCGAAGACGAAGUCCAGCAAGAACUAAUGCCGGUAGUUCCAAGCUUAGACGUGGGUACGUCAGUUCUUUAUUGAGAUUUUGAAUAUAUAUUUAGGAAAUCAAAAUGAUCGCUUUACGAUUCGCUUAAACAUUUAAAUACUACUUUAUAAUAUUACAUAAUAUACUUAAUACCCGAAAACGUGCGCCA
Messenger RNA from Drosophila subobscura, 1971 nucleotides. RefSeq lists its product as uncharacterized. Lineage: Eukaryota; Metazoa; Arthropoda; Insecta; Diptera; Drosophilidae. Gene Ontology annotation, molecular function: ubiquitin protein ligase binding. The record is from RefSeq and is a predicted model, not a curated record. Bases 69 to 1811 code for a protein of 580 amino acids. The transcript has 4 exons. Gene Ontology annotation, biological process: proteasome-mediated ubiquitin-dependent protein catabolic process; regulation of proteolysis. Gene Ontology annotation, cellular component: cytoplasm.